CGCACGACAACUUUCCAUUCCAGGGCAGGCAAGCCGCCAUCGGGUGGGCAGCGCAGCCACGGAUGGCUUUGACGCAUGGCUACCGGAAUCCAUUGCCCUUUGCUAUCGAGUCUCCAAUCACCCGCCGUCCGCCUGCCGAUGUCUUGGCCGCUGUUGGCAGUGAUUCACUCCCCGGAUCUCUCCGCCCCAAGAGCAAUGGUUCCUCGCCCAUAACUAGGCCUCUUUGCCUCUGCUCCGAAGGUUGCAGUUGUCUCCUAGUCAAAGUCCGCGGCUGAGCGCCAGUGGCUACAAAGCACGUGGGGUGUUCGAGAUGGGCGCCAGCAGCCAAGACAUCCCUGAUGUCCGUUGGCGCCGUUAAGUGUUUGAGAACAUUGAGUUUCCAGCAGUUCCUUUCUAAUAUCUCCUCCCCCUCCUCCUUGCAUGCCGUGAUGUUUCUUCGUGGAAGACGCCGCAUUUAUGCCGACUUGCUUUCUUCACCCUAGACUGCACACCGUUUCGACCAAGUGCUACUUCUCAUUUCCUGAUUGUUAUCCCGUGCUUGCCUUCUUCAAUUGCGGCAAUGCAUUUUUCAGGUAAGCGCCUCUACUCAUGGUUGGCUUGGGAAAUCAAUGUGCGCUAGACCGUGUACAUUCAUUUCGUCAAGACUCAAGGUGCAUAGUACUGCGACAGUGAAUGAAGAUGGCAAUGUCAAUACUCGUUGGUAUAAAUGCUCCUCCUCGAUCGGUCUUCUGCUAGAACUCGGAAGCUUUGAUCAUCAUAUCACAUAUCCAUUUCCCUGUCACAGGACCAAGGAACACGCCUCCAGCCCAUCAUGAAACUCAUCGAAGUUAUCAUCCUAGCGUUGCCCGUUAUGGCUGCCCCGGCAGAGCCCGUCCACACCCCUAAACCACAUAUCGAGCCAAUGUGGUCCAAGUGCAUCAAGUUUUACCAAGCAGUGCCGAGCGACAGGUGUCAAACUCUUGCCGACAAGAACCAAAUCGAUCUCGCCGAGUUCAUAUCCCUGAAUCGUGGCGUAGGAGGAUUGAGCGGGUGCUUCAGGGGAAACGUCAUGGCAGGCUACUGGUACUGCGUCAAGCCUGACGGUUGGAAGUAA
Messenger RNA from Colletotrichum destructivum, 1093 nucleotides. Its product is annotated as Putative LysM domain-containing protein. NCBI's taxonomy places the organism in Eukaryota, Fungi, Ascomycota, Sordariomycetes, Glomerellales, Glomerellaceae. The record is from RefSeq and is a predicted model, not a curated record. The coding region runs from base 812 to 1093 and encodes 93 amino acids. The transcript has a single exon.